Molecule: messenger RNA, 3297 nt
Organism: Neoarius graeffei (lesser salmon catfish)
Lineage: Eukaryota; Metazoa; Chordata; Actinopteri; Siluriformes; Ariidae
Gene: zfyve27
Product: zinc finger, FYVE domain containing 27
Exons: 14
Coding region: 297-1598 (433 amino acids)
Biological process (GO): endoplasmic reticulum tubular network formation; protein localization to plasma membrane; vesicle-mediated transport
Cellular component (GO): endoplasmic reticulum tubular network; growth cone membrane
Molecular function (GO): metal ion binding
Source: RefSeq, a predicted model, not a curated record
GCAAUGCGGAAGUAGUUUGGAAAUCCGGAAUGAAUCGUCGUUUACUGUUGCUGUUAAGCGGAUUGAUCGAAAAUUCUAAACGUUGUCAGAGAGUUUUGGAUGGAGGUAGAGGUGCUCAUCUCUCACACACUGCGCUGUGAAGCGUGAAAACACAAGGAAAGACUGACAGAAAAGGAUCUGCUGCAUAUCAAAUACAAAUGUGUGAGAGUGAGCGUGAGAUCCAGCCCUCUAAUACUGAUUAAACAGUGCUGUAUAAGUGCAGCUGACCCCUGGGGUAACUGCGAGCGAGUGUGAGGAUGCAGCCGGGCAGUCAGGAGACUCUGCCCGCUACAGGGGAGCGAACAGAGCCAAGCCAGGUGCCCAGUAAAGACACGUCCUCCCUGGACGGCACGUCUGACCUGGGUAGCCCUCGAACUGUGACCUUUGACCUCUUCAAUAUGGUGGUUUCAUACAAGCGUAUGGCCAUCUUUCUGGAACCGGUUACUGAUGUGGUGGAGGUCCUGCGAUACUUGCUCGGGUGGAGAAUGCCUUUGUGUUCUCUCUUCUGCUGCAUCCUAUUGAACAUCCUCUUCAUCACAUUGAGUGAAGUGGUUUGGUUCUCGCUUCUCCUGUUGGUGGUCUCUGUCCCCGCUGUGCUGGGUUACCUUGGUGACCGUUGCCAGGCUGAUGCCAGCGACGCAGCCGUGCAGAAAAAGAGGCAUCACGCAGUACAGCGCAGAGAACUGCAGACCGUCCGCAUGACCCGCCAGGAAGCCAUGAUGGAAGUUAAGGGCCUAUUAAAGAGGCUGGAUGAGUUCCUGACUCAGGCGUGUAUGUAUGCAGAGUCUGUGUAUAAGGUCUUGUACUGGGAGAGUCACACAGCCUCUUCACUGUUUUACGGCUUCCUCCUGACGACAGUGUGUUUACUGUACACGGCUCCUGUGGGCUGGAGUCUGUCUCUCAUCAACAGCACCCUCUUCAUCUGGAACAAAGACUUCUGCAGGCUUGUGUUGCAGCUGAAGGACUUGUUCCGCUCGCCUCCGGUCCAGCCUGCAGAAGGAGAGACAGAAAAGAGCGAUCCAGACCCGAGCCACGUGUCAGACCGAACCCCUACUCCCACCAGUCUGGAGGAUCUGUCACCAGGAAGUGUGGAGGAGGCAGAGGAGGCGGAGCCUGAUGAUGAGUUUCGAGACGCCAUAGAGGAGAACCAGCUGGUCCUGCAGGAGUCGUCUACAAUCACUGGGCUGACCAAAGCCCUGUGGAGACGUGUAAUUCAUAAGGAUGAUGAUGAUGUGGCGGUGGGCGGAGCCGAUUAUGACUCUGUGUCUGAUAACGGCUUGUUGAGCAGGAAUGAGCCGAUACGCAGCCGAGUGUCCAAACUCACUGAGAGACUCCGCAAGCGUGUACCCACCAACCCCACAGGUAACUGUUCCAGCUGUGCUGCAGCGUUCUCCGUGUUAAAGAAGAGGCGGUCCUGCCCUAACUGUGGUGUGAGCUUGUGUUCUCGCUGCUGUUCCUACAAAGUGCUCAGGUCCAGUAUGGGAGCUACAGCUCCAGAGGCUCAGAGAGAGACGGUGUUCGUCUGCGCUCCAUGUAACACCUAUCUAAGUGUGAAGUAGCACCCGGUAACAACCCGUUACAGCAGAAAGCUCCACAGCACCUGAACCUGUGGGUGGGCGGAGCUCUGCGUCCUCGUGAGGUUCUCGUCUCGUGAUCAUCCUGCACUGCAGCUUGGAAUCCUGCUUCCUGCCUCGUGUCUCCUCCCUUCCCUCUGCUUCCUGUAAACCUUCAGUAGGUGUUUCUGUUACUGAUCGUAAGAAAUCAGCUGAUUUGGGGCGUGUAGGUCAUGUGACCUCAUCCUGUACUGCACAUCUAUAUCCGUCUAUGUUUCAAAAAACACGGGUAAACUGAUUUGGCCGUUCCCAUAGCAACAUGUUCUGGCCCCCCGUUAUGACCUGGACUGUGGGAAUAACUUCAGCCCUGGAGUUAAGACAAAUCAUUACAUCAUCACUCGUCAGUGUUUUAUUAAAAUAAUAAGAUGAUGAUGAUGGUGUUGAGUUCUUCUGACUUGAGAACAUAUAUUUUACUGUCCAAAGUCAAAUCCUUUCUCUUCUGUAGACGCUCAGACAAGUCCAGGCUCUGGUUGCUUUAGAUGUCCGAUUCUGAUCGAGUCUCUCCUUGAUUUGUUUCUGCCCCAGAUCUUCAACUGCGGCUGUUAAAACAUCACAUUUCGGAACGGCGCUAAUGCUAAAAGUCAGCGACCGUCAUCUGGAAUUAUGAACGUAGCAUAAAUAGGUGGCUAGGAGCUUCUGUUCGUCGUUAGCAGCAUUAGCAUCCUCAGUACUUCAAGUUCUUCUGUCUGAAACCUUCAGCACUCUUCAGGACCUUUCCAUAAUAGUUGUUGUUAUGGCGAUAAAAUAGCCCCACCCACAUCUCCUCCUCAGGUUCUCGCUUCAGAGCAGGUCGGAUUUUGAAGAGAAUCGGUUCUGAGGUGAUGGAGGGGGAAAAAAAGUGAGAACGGUUUCAUCAUACGUGUGAAAUUUACGACCAGUAGUUUUCACAGAACCGGGUCAGGAUGUGCAACUGUGUUCGUUCGUUCGUUAUUUAUUUAAUUACGUAAAUCUGCGUAUAUCUGAUGAACUUUUUUUUUUUUUUCCCGGUUUGAGAUUAUUUAAGAAUGAAUUCUAAUUAAAUGUGAUUAUUUCUUCUGCAGCAUUAUUAUUAUUAUUAUUAUUAUUAUUGUUGUUGUUGUUUUUGACCUGAUCUCCUGUAUCGCACAUCAGUGUUACUGUCAGAUGUGGCAUCGCUACAUACACUGUUCUUUGCGGGUUGUUGUUUUUUUUUUAAUUUCCUGUCCCGGUCACAUGACUGGCUGCUGAUUGGAUUGGAUUGUGGGCACGGCUUCUGAGCCAAUCAGGAUUGACGACGGCGACGACUCCUCAGGGAUCCAGUUUCAUCCAACACUUUCCACUUCAUCAUUUUCUCAGCGUGGUCAUGUUUGUGAUCUCGUUUUCUGUUUCUUCUCCUCAUCACUGUUUUAUUGAGAUUCAUGGAAAUGGAUUUUGCGAGGGGUUUCUGUCCUUUUCUUUUCUUUCGUUCUCUCUUUUAUCAUCGUUGUUUUUAUCUUCUUUUUUUUUAAGAUCCAGCUGAAUGAAUGUAAGAUGUCAUGUUAUAUUUUAUUUAACUGUAUGAUCUCUGUACUGUAACACGGCUGUAUUAAACCUAACUCUGUCACAGAUUGAGCAGCGUGGAGCUCGACUCUGUAGAGUUAGCUGUCUUGCUGUUUCACAAGUUCAAUAAACUCGGUUAGAGAAAUCA